AUGCAUGACAUCGCAAAGUCGGACAUCUCCCCCAACUUGGACCGUGACAAGAUGUUCAACGAGCUUUGGUGGUUGAACUAUUGCUUCUGUGCGGGUGUUGGCAUUGGUGCAGUUGGAAAUCCAUUCUUUGGAGGAGAAGCUGUGAACAUUUGCCUCCACAGCAGGUGCGAGAUGACAGAUGUGGGCGACCCCUUUUGCUCCAACAUCCGCGUUUGCCUGUGCAUCACGGACCAGUGCUCUUUGCCCCCAGCCGAAGGAUCUCCAAUCUGCGUUUGCUUCAACAAAAAGCUUGCGGGUGGUGAUGGAUGGAGUGGCCAGCAACUCUUUGACUGGUCUACCAGCUUUGGUGACACCUUCUGGCUCUACUACAUCUUCUGCAUGGGUCUGGGCUUUUCUGCCCCGCAAGCCAAUGGCCGUCCUUUGUUUGCUGUCCAGGCGAAGGAGCUGUGCAUCAAGGGCAGAACAAAGUUGACCACGCCUAUGGAGGGAGGCAAACUGUGCUCCAUGGUGAGCACUCGCCUGUGCUUCUGGGAGCAGUGUGCUCUGCCACCAGCAGAGGAAGCUCCUAUGUUCGUGUGCUUCAACCUUCUCAACAAGAAAGGGGCCUCAGCAAAGUCCCAAUUUCUUGAGACAAGCACCAUGCCUGACAUCGCAAAGUCGGACAUCUCCCCCAACUUGGACCGUGACAAGAUGUUCAACGAGCUUUGGUGGUUGAACUAUUGCUUCUGUGAGGGUGUUGGCAUUGGUGCAGUUGGAAAUCCAUUCUUUGGAGGAGAAGCUGUGAACAUUUGCCUCCACAGCAGGUGCGAGAUGACAGAUGUGGGCGACCCCUUUUGCUCCAACAUCCGCGUUUGCCUGUGCAUCACGGACCAGUGCUCUUUGCCCCCAGCCGAAGGAUCUCCAAUCUGCGUUUGCUUCAACAAAAAGCUUGCGGGUGGUGAUGGAUGGAGUGGCCAGCAACUCUUUGACUGGUCUACCAGCUUUGGUGACACCUUCUGGCUCUACUACAUCUUCUGCAUGGGUCUGGGCUUUUCUGCCCCGCAAGCCAAUGGCCGUCCUUUGUUUGCUGUCCAGGUGAAGGAGCUGUGCAUCAAGGGCGGAACAAAGUUGACCACGCCUAUGGAGGGAGGCAAACUGUGCUCCAUGGUGAGCACUCGGCUGUGCUUCUGGGAGCAGUGUGCUCUGCCACCAGCAGAGGGAGCUCCUAUGUUCGUGUGCUUCAACCUUCUCAACAAGAAAGGGGCCUCAGCAAAGUCCCAAUUUCUUGAGACAAGCACCAUGCCUGACAUCGCAAAGUCGGACAUCUCCCCCAACUUGGACCGUGACAAGAUGUUCAACGAGCUUUGGUGGUUGAACUAUUGCUUCUGUGAGGGUGUUGGCAUUGGUGCAGUUGGAAAUCCAUUCUUUGGAGGAGAAGCUGUGAACAUUUGCCUCCACAGCAGGUGCGAGAUGACAGAUGUGGGCGACCCCUUUUGCUCCAACAUCCGCGUUUGCCUGUGCAUCACGGACCAGUGCUCUUUGCCCCCAGCCGAAGGAUCUCCAAUCUGCGUUUGCUUCAACAAAAAGCUUGCGGGUGGUGAUGGAUGGAGUGGCCAGCAACUCUUUGACUGGUCUACCAGCUUUGGUGACACCUUCUGGCUCUACUACAUCUUCUGCAUGGGUCUGGGCUUUUCUGCCCCGCAAGCCAAUGGCCGCCCUUUGUUUGCUGUCCAGGUGAAGGAGCUGUGCAUCAAGGGCGGAACAAAGUUGACCACGCCUAUGGAGGGAGGCAAACUGUGCUCCAUGGUGAGCACUCGGCUGUGCUUCUGGGAGCAGUGUGCUCUGCCACCAGCAGAGGGAGCUCCUAUGUUCGUGUGCUUCAACCUUCUCAACAAGAAAGGGGCCUCAGCAAAGUCCCAAUUUCUUGAGACAAGCGCCAUGCCUGACAUCGCAAAGUCGGACAUCUCCCCCAACUUGGACCGUGACAAGAUGUUCAACGAGCUUUGGUGGUUGAACUAUUGCUUCUGUGAGGGUGUUGGCAUUGGUGCAGUUGGAAAUCCAUUCUUUGGAGGAGAAGCUGUGAACAUUUGCCUCCACAGCAGGUGCGAGAUGACAGAUGUGGGCGACCCCUUUUGCUCCAACAUCCGCGUUUGCCUGUGCAUCACGGACCAGUGCUCUUUGCCCCCAGCCGAAGGAUCUCCAAUCUGCGUUUGCUUCAACAAAAAGCUUGCGGGUGGUGAUGGAUGGAGUGGCCAGCAACUCUUUGACUGGUCUACCAGCUUUGGUGACACCUUCUGGCUCUACUACAUCUUCUGCAUGGGUCUGGGCUUUUCUGCCCCGCAAGCCAAUGGCCGCCCUUUGUUUGCUGUCCAGGUGAAGGAGCUGUGCAUCAAGGGCGGAACAAAGUUGACCACGCCUAUGGAGGGAGGCAAACUGUGCUCCAUGGUGAGCACUCGGCUGUGCUUCUGGGAGCAGUGUGCUCUGCCACCAGCAGAGGGAGCUCCUAUGUUCGUGUGCUUCAACCUUCUCAACAAGAAAGGGGCCUCAGCAAAGUCCCAAUUUCUUGAGACAAGCACCAUGCCUGACAUCGCAAAGUCGGACAUCUCCCCCAACUUGGACCGUGACAAGAUGUUCAACGAGCUUUGGUGGUUGAACUAUUGCUUCUGUGAGGGUGUUGGCAUUGGUGCAGUUGGAAAUCCAUUCUUUGGAGGAGAAGCUGUGAACAUUUGCCUCCACAGCAGGUGCGAGAUGACAGAUGUGGGCGACCCCUUUUGCUCCAACAUCCGCGUUUGCCUGUGCAUCACGGACCAGUGCUCUUUGCCCCCAGCCGAAGGAUCUCCAAUCUGCGUUUGCUUCAACAAAAAGCUUGCGGGUGGUGAUGGAUGGAGUGGCCAGCAACUCUUUGACUGGUCUACCAGCUUUGGUGACACCUUCUGGCUCUACUACAUCUUCUGCAUGGGUCUGGGCUUUUCUGCCCCGCAAGCCAAUGGCCGUCCUUUGUUUGCUGUCCAGGUGAAGGAGCUGUGCAUCAAGGGCGGAACAAAGUUGACCACGCCUAUGGAGGGAGGCAAACUGUGCUCCAUGGUGAGCACUCGGCUGUGCUUCUGGGAGCAGUGUGCUCUGCCACCAGCAGAGGGAGCUCCUAUGUUCGUGUGCUUCAACCUUCUCAACAAGAAAGGGGCCUCAGCAAAGUCCCAAUUUCUUGAGACAAGCACCAUGCCUGACAUCGCAAAGUCGGACAUCUCCCCCAACUUGGACCGUGACAAGAUGUUCAACGAGCUUUGGUGGUUGAACUAUUGCUUCUGUGAGGGUGUUGGCAUUGGUGCAGUUGGAAAUCCAUUCUUUGGAGGAGAAGCUGUGAACAUUUGCCUCCACAGCAGGUGCGAGAUGACAGAUGUGGGCGACCCCUUUUGCUCCAACAUCCGCGUUUGCCUGUGCAUCACGGACCAGUGCUCUUUGCCCCCAGCCGAAGGAUCUCCAAUCUGCGUUUGCUUCAACAAAAAGCUUGCGGGUGGUGAUGGAUGGAGUGGCCAGCAACUCUUUGACUGGUCUACCAGCUUUGGUGACACCUUCUGGCUCUACUACAUCUUCUGCAUGGGUCUGGGCUUUUCUGCCCCGCAAGCCAAUGGCCGUCCUUUGUUUGCUGUCCAGGUGAAGGAGCUGUGCAUCAAGGGCGGAACAAAGUUGACCACGCCUAUGGAGGGAGGCAAACUGUGCUCCAUGGUGAGCACUCGGCUGUGCUUCUGGGAGCAGUGUGCUCUGCCACCAGCAGAGGGAGCUCCUAUGUUCGUGUGCUUCAACCUUCUCAACAAGAAAGGGGCCUCAGCAAAGUCCCAAUUUCUUGAGACAAGCACCAUGCCUGACAUCGCAAAGUCGGACAUCUCCCCCAACUUGGACCGUGACAAGAUGUUCAACGAGCUUUGGUGGUUGAACUAUUGCUUCUGUGAGGGUGUUGGCAUUGGUGCAGUUGGAAAUCCAUUCUUUGGAGGAGAAGCUGUGAACAUUUGCCUCCACAGCAGGUGCGAGAUGACAGAUGUGGGCGACCCCUUUUGCUCCAACAUCCGCGUUUGCCUGUGCAUCACGGACCAGUGCUCUUUGCCCCCAGCCGAAGGAUCUCCAAUCUGCGUUUGCUUCAACAAAAAGCUUGCGGGUGGUGAUGGAUGGAGUGGCCAGCAACUCUUUGACUGGUCUACCAGCUUUGGUGACACCUUCUGGCUCUACUACAUCUUCUGCAUGGGUCUGGGCUUUUCUGCCCCGCAAGCCAAUGGCCGCCCUUUGUUUGCUGUCCAGGUGAAGGAGCUGUGCAUCAAGGGCGGAACAAAGUUGACCACGCCUAUGGAGGGAGGCAAACUGUGCUCCAUGGUGAGCACUCGGCUGUGCUUCUGGGAGCAGUGUGCUCUGCCACCAGCAGAGGGAGCUCCUAUGUUCGUGUGCUUCAACCUUCUCAACAAGAAAGGGGCCUCAGCAAAGUCCCAAUUUCUUGAGACAAGCACCAUGCCUGACAUCGCAAAGUCGGACAUCUCCCCCAACUUGGACCGUGACAAGAUGUUCAACGAGCUUUGGUGGUUGAACUAUUGCUUCUGUGAGGGUGUUGGCAUUGGUGCAGUUGGAAAUCCAUUCUUUGGAGGAGAAGCUGUGAACAUUUGCCUCCACAGCAGGUGCGAGAUGACAGAUGUGGGCGACCCCUUUUGCUCCAACAUCCGCGUUUGCCUGUGCAUCACGGACCAGUGCUCUUUGCCCCCAGCCGAAGGAUCUCCAAUCUGCGUUUGCUUCAACAAAAAGCUUGCGGGUGGUGAUGGAUGGAGUGGCCAGCAACUCUUUGACUGGUCUACCAGCUUUGGUGACACCUUCUGGCUCUACUACAUCUUCUGCAUGGGUCUGGGCUUUUCUGCCCCGCAAGCCAAUGGCCGUCCUUUGUUUGCUGUCCAGGUGAAGGAGCUGUGCAUCAAGGGCGGAACGAAGUUGACCACGCCUAUGGAGGGAGGCAAACUGUGCUCCAUGGUGAGCACUCGGCUGUGCUUCUGGGAGCAGUGUGCUCUGCCACCAGCGGAGGGAGCUCCUAUGUUCGUGUGCUUCAACCUUCUCAACAAGAAAGGCCAGCACGGAGACGGCACCAAAGUCUCCGCAAUCUCAGCUGCCAGUGGCUCCGAUCCCAGGUCCUUGGAAAGGGCCAAUGAUUUGUUGGGAAUUAGCGUAGAGGCUGCGUCCUCGGAGUCCUUCGUGGCUUUACGCGUGGCGUCGAUCAGCGAACGUGGUGUGGUGGGGCAACGGAACCGAACCUCGACGCAGCAGUUGAGGGAAGGUGAUGUGAUUCUGGAGAUCAACGGGGUGAAGGAGGACGUCGAAGCCAUGCGAAGUGAACUUCAGGAGCCAUGCCUGAAGAUGCUGGUUCGAUCAACCUCGAGAUUUGAGACCGACGAGUUUGGUCGAAAGAUAGGAGCGAAACCCCAGAACUUUGUUCUGCCACAUGCUGAAAUCAAAGGCGACAUGCCCCGCUGCCGCUGUGGAGGGCACUGCAAGUGUGGACUCGCAGAUGCGCUUGGUCGAGCGCGAGACGAUCGAAAGAUGGCACAAGCGCAACCUGCCUUGCACAUUGGCAAUCUUCAUCCGGAGGUUUCUGAAGAAAUGCUCUACGACUUUUUCGUGAAGGUGGCUCCCGUGGCCACCGUGCGUGUGGUCAGAGACACGAAAACACUGGAGUCCGAGUAUCACGGCUAUGUGAAUUUCUACACCUUUCAAGAUGCAGAGAAGGUCCUGAAAACUCUGGAUGGUGCAGUUGUGCAUGGUCGGAGAUGCUUCUUAAGCUGGUCCACUCGAGCCAAGCAAACCACAGAGUUGCCUUUGGCACUGCCAAUUUCAUCGGUGGCGAAGCCACAGAUGGUGAAGGCGUCGCUGCGUCGAAGAUGUGAGGCAUUCACGUGUGAUGUCCUGUGGGAGUACCACAGUCCAGCUGAUCCGUUUCAGCCCAAGUGGACGCUACCGCGUACGCCGCCUGAAGUGGAAGAAAGGACGGAGUGCAGCUCCGACAUGUCGGGCUUCAGCUCCGAAAGGUCCGGCUCCGUGGAGGUUGCCGUCCAGACCGACGAACAUCGGAGCGAUGUUCAUCAACGCCCAAAGACGCCUAGGCGUUGCCUGGGGAUUUUGCUACUCCUGGCUACUCUCGCAGGCCUUCCCCAGUGGACCACCAAAGGUAGAGGUGAACCCUUGGCAUUUCUGCCCACGUUGGAGGUGGUACAAGAAGUUGCGGCAUCGCUUCAGGGUGGCUGCCAGGUGAAUUUGACGGAGAUGUCAAAGUUACAGGAGGCGUUGCAAGAAUGUCAGCUACAAGGUGCUCAACUUUUUCUUGAGCUGUUGAUGGUGCCCCAAAAAAGAAGACUAUGA
Messenger RNA from Cladocopium goreaui, 6360 nucleotides. NCBI's taxonomy places the organism in Eukaryota, Dinophyceae, Suessiales, Symbiodiniaceae. The record is from the annotation of a GenBank genome assembly.